Molecule: messenger RNA, 421 nt
Organism: Mytilus trossulus (common blue mussel)
Lineage: Eukaryota; Metazoa; Mollusca; Bivalvia; Mytilida; Mytilidae
Exons: 3
Coding region: 59-421 (120 amino acids)
Source: RefSeq, a predicted model, not a curated record
CGACAAACAACAAGGUUAUAAUUUUCAACUACAAGAUAGACGGUUAUAAAGCUCGAAAAUGGUUACAACUACCUUCAAAAUAUUGUUAUGGGUAAUUGUUCUGUAUCUUAAAGCUUUACCAUGUGUAUCACAGAGUAGUUUUCGAGGAACGUACUAUUCCGGCAAAUAUGUUUCCGAAAGUAACGGGGCUUAUUACAAUGAAGAAGCAUCUAAUUCUGUUCAUGGUCCAAAUCACACAGUAAGGCGAUGGAUAUAUAGAGUAAUAGCAACAGUUUGUGGCUUAUUUUUCUUUGGAUUAAUUUACUUCUUAAUUAAAAUGUGCGGUCGUACAUGUGAUAAUGAACUAAAAAGAAGAGCAAAUCGCAGGAACAUACUGAUGUCACCUCUAAAUGAUAUCGAGGAACAGUGUACGUUUAAGUAA